Messenger RNA from Bacillus rossius redtenbacheri, 1266 nucleotides. RefSeq names its product replication protein A 32 kDa subunit (gene RPA2). Bases 147 to 968 code for a protein of 273 amino acids. NCBI's taxonomy places the organism in Eukaryota, Metazoa, Arthropoda, Insecta, Phasmatodea, Bacillidae. The transcript has 8 exons. Gene Ontology annotation, cellular component: chromosome, telomeric region; site of double-strand break; nucleus. Gene Ontology annotation, molecular function: single-stranded DNA binding. The record is from RefSeq and is a predicted model, not a curated record. Gene Ontology annotation, biological process: nucleotide-excision repair; DNA replication; double-strand break repair via homologous recombination.
UCGCGGGAAUUAGUUUGUCAGAUGUCAAUAGCGUACCAAUGUGCAGCUGAUAAUUCCUGUAUUGUUAUAUUCAGUUUGUGAUAGUUUAGUAGGCAAAGUGUACUCUUAAACAGUCUGUGAACAAUUCGUUUUACAACCAAAUCAAUAUGUUUGGAGGGAAAGGUUUUGACAGCAGUAUGUCGGGUGGCGGAGGUUUCAUGAACACGACUGCGCAGUUUGGUACUCCAGAUGGUCAGCAGGACAAGAAGGGUCCCAAGAGGAUGCAGAACAUAGUUCCAGUGACCAUCCGUCAGCUACUGGAGAGCUCAGACGAUGACCACCUAAGGCUGGCUUCCAAGUACGUUCACAUGGUGACGUUGGUGGGAGUGGUGCGCUCCGUCAGCUCGGACUCCAUGAAGGUGACGUACAUGCUGGAUGACGACACUGGGACCAUCAGUGUGCACAACUGGAUAGACACUGAUGGGGGCACUCAAGACAGCAGUCCGCGAGUGGAGGAGAACUGCUACUACCGCGUGUUCGGCACGCUCCGCACCCAGUCCGGCCAGCGCCACGUCACUUUGUUCAAGAUCCUGCCCAUCACCGACCUCAACGAGCUCACCACUCACCUGCUCGAGGUCAUCAACUGCAGCCUGCAGGCUGAGCAGAUGGAGAGGAAUGCCCCGGCCAUGGAGGUGGACAGCGCGGAAGGGGACGUGCACAUGGCCAACUCCCUGAUGCACUCCAACAUGGGCGACGACAUGGCGACGGGGGGCUCCAUCGACGGCCUCACCAGCAAGCAGCGCGCCGUCUACAGCGUCAUCAAGAAAAACAGUCACAACGAUUGUGGUGUUGAGUGUAACCAGAUAAUGAGGGAUUCUCCAGUGAAAAUGUCUACUAUAGAACUCAAGAAUAUACUCAGCUUCUUGAUCACAGAGGGGCACAUUUAUUCAACUAUCGAUGACGAUCACUACAAGGCAACGGAUACGUAAAUGUCUUUACGAAGCUGUUAACAUCCCCACCUCUUGGCUGCGACUCCUCAGAACAAUGUUUCAAAACCAUUUUGUUGGUGUAAAUUAUUUUGUAUGUCUUAAAUAAGUUGUAUUGUGAUGAAAAUGUUUGCAACUGUAUGGGUACAUAAAUUUGCAGAAUAUUUUCCUCUGUAAUGUUUUAUUGCUUCAUAGCUGUCAUAACAUUUUAUAUUGAAAUGUUUUCUUAAAAUAUUUGAGUACAACUUUUUUUUUAUCCUUUGUAAGGCAUGUGGCCAGUAAAAAUAACUCAUAAAUUAAA